Molecule: messenger RNA, 599 nt
Organism: Spathaspora passalidarum NRRL Y-27907
Lineage: Eukaryota; Fungi; Ascomycota; Pichiomycetes; Serinales; Debaryomycetaceae
Gene: QCR7
Product: ubiquinol--cytochrome-c reductase subunit 7
Exons: 2
Coding region: 60-434 (124 amino acids)
Biological process (GO): mitochondrial electron transport, ubiquinol to cytochrome c
Source: RefSeq, a predicted model, not a curated record
AAGUUGAAAUAUUAGUUAGCAAGUUCUGUUAAGAUUACACAUCAGUUAUUAACAACAACAUGGCUUCUAUUACAUCCAUUGUUAAGACCUGUGAUUUUAUCAGGUCAAGACCUGUCUUGUCAAGAGUCCUCAUUCCUCUUUCCCAACUUUUCACCUCAUUCUCUGGUUACAGACAAAUGGGAUUAAAAUAUAACGAUUUACUUAUGGAAGAAACUCCUGUUAUGCAAACUGCUAUCCGUAGAUUGCCAGAAGACUUAAGUUACGCUAGAAACUACAGAAUUCUUACUGCCCAUCAACUUGCUUUGACCCAUCAAUUAUUACCAGCUGACAAGGCUGUUAAGCCAGAAGAAGAUGAUCAUUACUUGAUUCCAUACAUCUUGGAAGCUGAAGCUGAAGCAUUUGAAAAGGCUGAAUUGGAUAAUAUUGAAGUUUAAGCCAGUCUUCAAACUUGGCAUAGAAACAGUUUAUGCAAGUUCAAUAACAUAUUAGAACCGGCUCAAUUUUAUUAAUCCAUAAAUCUAUACAUAGCAAAAAAUAAUAUAAUAUACGAUUUUAUCUUACAAUGACAGUGUAAUGCUUAAUAAAUAUCCAUAUUAAAA